AUUUUUCAGCUCAGAAAUGCAUCAGAAGAUCAACUUUCAGACAUAUUAAUGGAAGACCAAAUUCUGGAUACUCUUCAAGGCAUUGGCUAUAAUGGUGUACCCGCAAGAGAAAACAAAGAAUCAAUUAAAAAAAAUCAUUGAGUAAGUACUGCAUAUGAUGCAGAUCAAUACAGUUACAGCUGUCCUAACGUUUAGUGCGUUUGCACUAAUGCAUCAGUCAAUUCCACCUCCCCAGCCCCUCCUUCCCAGGGCUACUGCAGCCUGGGGUGGGGGGGGGGAUUGUGGGGGCUGGGCGCAGGUGGAAUUGACUGAUGCAUAAGAUUCAUGCAAACACUUAAUAGUUGGAAACCAUUGUACCUUAACUCUUGCUCAUAGCUGAGCUACAUUUUUUGUUCCGUUUUUCUUUUUAAAUGGUUUUCUUUGUAGACAUGUACAUGCCCACAUCUUUAUGUGACAGGGUAAUGUAAAUCUGAUGAAGUAAGCUGACUGCAACGGAAAAAUUUAAUUUCUUUUGCAAAAGCAAAGCUUUCUUUCCCCUUUAUAGGGCAAGAUAACAAGUUUUUUGCUCUCAGGGAAGUUACAGUAAAAUUAUAAUGCACUCUAAAGCUUGAUGAAUCAUUCCACUAUAACCCAGGGUAGACCACACAACACUGCCUUGGUAAAAUAAUGGUUUGUAUCCAGGAGUCAAGUGUGUUUGUGUUACUAAUGACUUGUAGGAAUUUAUUAUAUUAAAUGACAUUAAAUGGAAUAACAGUAAUAGCAGUUUUGUGGGCAUUUUUUUUAAAUGCAAAUAAGAGACCUUUUGCUAAAAUUUAUGUCCCAUUUUGCCAAUUAAAAAUUUAAUGUUCCAAGGAGUAUCUGGCCGAUUUUAGUUUGUUCUUGUUCUUUCGUUUACAGAGCAAUUUGUAUGAAUGACCAAUCUCCUACAAUAUUGUCUAGCAUCUCCAAACUUGAAGAAGGAUUGAAGACAUAUGGUCUCUUAAAGUCAAUAAGAGAGUACCCACUGAUAUGGGAACCAGUGUUUGUCUCAGGAAGUGCCCCCAGUUUAACAGCUACAGCUUUUCUUAAUGAGCUGCUUGUGGAUUUCAGUUUGUCUGAUGUUAAGAAACAAAAGGAGAUAGAUGUAUUCUAUCAUUUUACCAACUACAUACAAUCACUCAAUACAGAUGGUUUGCAAACAACUUUGAAGUGGGCAGUUGGAUCCAGUACUAUUCCACCACUGGGAUUACCCAAGAAACUGUCUAUACAGUUUCUGCAUGUCUGUGUAGUUGGAUGCCGAUGUCGGCCAACCACAUCCACAUGUGCUCUUAAAAUUACCCUGCCUGUGUAUCUUGACAAUGCAGAUGACAUGAAGAGUAUCAUGGGUUCAGCUAUAACUGAUUCAGAGGGCUUUGGUUUGGUUUAA
This is a messenger RNA of Porites lobata, 1405 nucleotides long. The record is from the annotation of a GenBank genome assembly. Lineage: Eukaryota; Metazoa; Cnidaria; Anthozoa; Scleractinia; Poritidae.